CCUUUCUCCGGUCCUGGCCCUGCGACCGACAGAGCAGCGGCUUGAGGCUCUCCUAGCGUUUAGGAGCGGAGCGGGACUCUUGAGAAUCAUCAUCCAGGACCUGCCAGAAGCCACAAGAAAAAAAUGGGGAGGGUUUUCCUCACGGGAGAAAAGGCCAACUCAGUAUUAAAACGCUACCCAAGAGCCAAUGGGCUUUUUGAAGAAAUAAGACAGGGCAACAUUGAGCGUGAGUGCAAAGAAGAAGUCUGCACAUACGAAGAAGCCAGAGAGGCUUUUGAAAAUCACGAAAAAACUAAAGAAUUUUGGAGCACCUACACAAAAGCACAACAAGGAGAGACCAAUAGAGGAAGUGACUGGUUUCAAUUUUAUCUUACUUUCCCAUUAAUCUUUGGCCUCUUCAUUAUUCUCCUUGUCAUCUUUUUAAUCUGGAGAUGUUUUCUAAGAAACAAAACUCGGAGACAGACAGUAACUGAAAGUCACAUUCCUUUCCCUCAACAUCUUAACAUUAUUACACCACCUCCUCCACCAGAUGAAGUCUUUGAUAACAGUGGAUUGUCUCCAGGCUUUUUGGAAUACGUUGUUGGGCGCUCCGAUUCUGUCUCCACUCGCCUUUCCAACUGUGAUCCCCCACCAACCUAUGAGGAAGCCACUGGCCAGGUGAACUUGAGAAGGAGUGAAACAGAACCUCAUUUAGACCCACCACCAGAAUAUGAAGACAUAGUAAACUCCAGCUCAGCUAGUGCCAUUGCUAUGGUGCCUGUGGUCACCACCAUCAAAUGAAGCUGCAAACAUCUUUUUACUCAAAUCAUUUCUAAAAUACUAAUGGAAGAAUUUUCUAGCACUUUACCAUUACAUAAAUGUGCAUUGACUUAUUUUAUUGGAUUCUUACAGCAUACCACUUUACAUUAACUGGUUGAUUUAUCUUUAGUUUUGUUUCUUAUUAUAAAAGCAUUAUCUAUGUUCAUUUUUACAAGAAGAAACAUGAAGGAAAGACAUGCCAGUGAAGAUCUGUAAGUGCUGUGAUACCAUAUGCAUGUCUUUACAAAUGCACAAGUAUGUAUAUGUAUGUAUUGCACACACACACACACACACACACACACACACACACAGCCACAUAUGCAUCAUCCAGUUUGUGGAUAACUCUUGUAAAAUUAACUAAUUUCCAUUACACCACCCGUAAAGACAGCAUUACUUACCAAAAUUGAAAAGGCAAGUGGAACCAACAGUUUAUGUGAUAGUCAGCAACAUGCAAUGUUUUCUAACCAUUGUAGAUGUUGGUUACACUCCCAAUUCUUUCUUGGAAGGAAAAAAAAUGUACAUGGAUUCAUUCUCAUUUUAGAAACAUCUCACAGAGGGAGAGGGAGACAGAGAUUAUAGUAUAUAACAAGGAAAUCAUUGAUUAUUAUUGGCAUUUAGCUCAUAUUGUACCAGGAUUUUUCUUCUUGGCUGAUUACCACACACUGUCCCAUUAAAAUUUGCUACCAUCUUUGAAUGCUUCAUGCCAUUCAUAUUAUUAUCUUGUUUGCAAGAAUUUCUAGGUAGUGAAAUAAUGUAUGUGUUAAAACAGGGAGUAGAUACUGACCACUCCUUUGCUCAUCGUAUGAUGGGAUAAUAUUUUUCUUUUACACUAAUUUUUAUUUUCUCAUUUCUACAAUAAACUCUUCAUCCACUUGAAAGAUUAGGUAGAACCAAUUUUUGAAUUAUAUUCUUAAUGUUUUAUACAGGCUGAAAUCUUAUUCUCAAAAUUAUUAGUAUACAAUUUUCCAUUCAAUUAUAAGCUGUGAUUUUUGUGUUGAUAUUCUGUUGAUAAAAUAUGAUUACACAGUAUCUGCUAUAGUAGAUGCACACUAAAACUAGUUUCGUCCCACAUAGAUCUCAUUGUUGCUGUUUAUUUUAUAUUCUAUUAAUUUUUUUUUUUUAGAUGCAGUAGUUUUAUGUCUUUCCCUUGGAGUGGGGGGAGCAGGUUGUGAAUGAACUGCCAAAAUAAACUAUUUCAGAAGAAUUUUAGAAAAGGUCAAGUGACAUGAUGUAUGUACCAGUAAUUUGUAAAAUGUGAAGAACUAUUCAAAUGUAAGACUAUAACAUUAGUAUUGCACUCCAGGGGGACAUUUCUUCCUGUUUCCCUAGAACUGACUAGAACUUUCACAUAAUGACAAAUAGAGCAGUCUGCUCCAUAAAUAACUAAUAUUUUCCUCUGAAUGUACAGGGUAUUAUUACCUUCUGAUAUAAUCUGGACUAUAUAAAAGCUGUGCCAAUUUAAGUACAUUUGCCAAUGCAGCAUAAGAUGGAGAAAUGCUGGAAAUUAUACCAAAGUACAUAAAUUAGUUAAUAGGUCUGAUAGAUGAAAAAAUAUGGUAUCACCACAAAAAUAUUGCUUUGAAUUUUUCUGACUAUAUGAUCUUUACAUUCUAAUUAAGUCUGUAGUUAUAGAUGUUUGAUUCAGUGUGCAAGAUGAUUUACAGGUUGUUUAUAAUUGAAAAUUGAGACUAUUUUUGUGGGGAUUUGUGUUUGUGUUUGUGCAACACUAAUAUUAGGCUUUAUAUGAGACCAGUAAUUUUCAACUGUGGUCACAGACCCUUAGAGUUCCUGACAGCCUUCCAGAGGAUCGGUUCAAUCAAAAUAUUUUCAUCCUAUCUGAAGACAUUAUUUAUUUCUUUAUUCUAAGUCUCUCAAAACAGAAUUGAAAAUGGAAAAAAUUAAUCUUCCCAUACAUGUUUUUAAAAAAGAAAAUAUAGCUAUUUUUCAUAAAAAUUAUACACCUUUAUUGGCAUAUAUAUUUUUUUAAUUUUUAGAUGACCUAGGGUUUUAAUUUUUCAGUUAAUUUCUAACAUGCUAAGUAUUGAUAGAUAUAAAUCUCAAAAAACAAAAGUUCUUUAGAAUCUAGAUUUCCCCAAAAAUGUAAAGGGAGAUCCAGAAUCCAAAAUUUUAAAUUAGGCAAAAACACAAGACAUAUGGUCAUUAAGUUAGGUUUUUCUUCUUGUAACAUGAUUUUACAUUUUGAAGUUUGAAUAUUAGAUUUAACAUUUCCCGCACUGAAGUAUAAGAAUGAGUGAUGGUUCUUGGAACAAAACCCAAAUGUUUAGACAGCUAUUUAGAUUAUUGAUCAGAAAAACACUACUUCAUAGUAAAUAAUAGUUGCACUAACCAUAAAUUUCAUGAUAACUUUUCCAUGAUAAUGAUAGAAUAAACAAAAUACUUUCUUCAAGAAAUUUGAUUUUACAUUUUUUGUUGUGUUUGAGUACACUUUAGGUUUCAUACUUUUAAAAUCCCCUUUGCUAGUCCUUCUGGUUUUAUAAAUUGAGUUUCUUAACAUUUAUUAUAAUUAAGGGGCUUAUCUGGAAUAGUGUAUAUUUUUAUGCUUUGCCUUUCCUACUUGAUUGAUACUGCAUUUGCCUUGAUCAUUUUUAAUGAAGAUUUAUUUUUUCAGAAUAUACUUAAUAUCUUUCUAAACAGUGAGUAAAUGGAAUUAAAUGGUUUAUAUUAAAUAAAAGGAUCUGCUCAUGGUUCCUCAAGUAGAAAGAUUUUCAAACCUCAACCUGCAGUGCUUGUGUCUGGAAUCCUUGAACUGGCAAUUUAGGCUUGCUGCUCUAAAUGUCCCAGUAAAUUCUAUAUGUUUUAAAUAAACAAAAUGAUUGCUUCUUUUCAUAUUGACCAAUUGAAAUGGAGAUGUUACAUUUGUUGAUUGCUAAUGAUAACUUCUUCAGGACUGAUGAUCUGAUCCAGUAACUACAGAGUUAGUUUUAACUCAGUUCUAUGUAAAUAGCAUGUAUUUUAUUACAAUACUUCACAUUUUCAAAUGUUUGGUUUACAUUAAAUUAUGGUAUUUAACUUUUUAUGUUUAUACUAGAUCCAAUUUUCUUAUGUUUCUGUGUUUUUAGUAUGCUAAAUAAAGCCAUUUUUA
Microtus ochrogaster (prairie vole) is the source of this 3901-nucleotide messenger RNA. RefSeq names its product proline rich and Gla domain 1 (gene Prrg1). NCBI's taxonomy places the organism in Eukaryota, Metazoa, Chordata, Mammalia, Rodentia, Cricetidae. Gene Ontology annotation, molecular function: calcium ion binding. Gene Ontology annotation, cellular component: extracellular region. The record is from RefSeq and is a predicted model, not a curated record.